Molecule: messenger RNA, 892 nt
Organism: Xenopus tropicalis (tropical clawed frog)
Lineage: Eukaryota; Metazoa; Chordata; Amphibia; Anura; Pipidae
Gene: mtfp1
Product: mitochondrial fission process 1
Exons: 4
Coding region: 84-572 (162 amino acids)
Source: RefSeq, marked provisional
GACCUAAUUGCUUCCUGCUUUUGCUGACUGUACCCUGCUGGGGGUUAUCAUUCUGAUGCCCUGCGGUGUGUGUUAGAGGAAGCAUGGGGCACCAGCAGCCGGGCAAGCCCUCCGAGAAAGACUUGUACAGGGACACAUGGGUGCGAUACCUGGGUUACGCUAAUGAGGUUGGGGAGGCUUUUCGAGCACUAGUUCCCAAAGCAUUGGUUUGGGCCAGCUAUGGAGUAGCCACUGCCUAUGUCACAGCUGAUGCAGCAGAUAAGGGCAAAAAAGCAGCAAAUUCUUCUAGAGAAAGCCCAGAUCGGACAAAACAAAUCACCGUGGCUGUAGUGGACACUUUUAUAUGGCAAGCUUUGGCUUCAGUGGCUAUUCCAGGCUUUACCAUCAAUCGUAUUUGUGCAGCAUCUCUCUACCUUAUGGGACAAGUAACCCGCUGGCCCCUCCCAGCUCGGAAGUGGGCAACCACCGCAGUAGGACUGUCUGCAAUUCCCAUUAUUAUAACACCAAUCGACAGGUCAGUAGAUUGGAUGCUGGACUCCAGUCUUCGGAAACUAUAUAACAAAUCCCAUUAGCAACUCUGACAAGACCAGCAGCACCAAAGUGUCUUAACAAGUCUGAGCUGCCAAGAGGAAUACUGGUUAGAUGCAAUACAAGCUCUGUGAGCUCUCUGCUUAUGCCUUGAAGAUUGUCCAUGUGACAAAGUUUUGUUUGACUAUUUUUUGUUUUAUUUGUGCAGGUGAGCGUGUAACUACCUCCUUUGUGUUUUUGUUGUUGUUAGAUACAUAUCACAUAUUUGUGAAUGAAGGAGCUGCUUGGGGUGCCUUAUAAAAUACAGCAAGGUGUAUAUCACUGAUCUUUGGCUCAAUAAAUCCCUAAUGAUUUAGAAACAUGA